CCCGGCGGCGGUGACAUCAGCGCGGCUUCCUGCCCGCCACCGCCGUGAGCGCAGCCCCGGCCCCUCCGGCACAGCCCCGAUGGAGUCGGUGGCCCUGUACAGCUUCCAGGCCACAGAGAAGGACGAGCUGCCCUUCCAGAAGGGGGACACCCUGAAGAUCCUCAGCAUGGAAGAUGACCAGAACUGGUACAAGGCUGAGCUGUUCGGCUGCGAGGGCUUUGUCCCCAAAAACUACAUCAAGGUCAAGCCACACCCGUGGUACGCGGGCAGGAUCUCCCGAAACCUGGCAGAGGAGCGGCUGCUCCAGCGGAACCACCUGGGAGCCUUCCUGAUCCGCGACAGCGAGAGCGCCCCGGGAGAGUUCUCCCUCUCCGUCAACUAUGGGAGGCACGUCCAGCACUUCAAGGUGCUCCGGGAGAGGAACGGCAAAUAUUUCCUCUGGGAGGAAAAGUUCAACUCCCUCAACGAGCUGGUGGAUUUCUACAGGAUGACCACGAUCUCCAAAGAGCAGCAGAUCUUCCUGAGGGACGAGGACCAGACCCAGGAGGUGAAGAGACCCCGAUUCGUGCAAGCCCAGUUCGACUUCUCAGCCCAGGAGAGCUCCCAGCUGCCCUUCCUCCGUGGGGACAUCAUUGAGGUCCUGGGCUGCCCCGACCCCGGCUGGUGGCAGGGGAGGAUCUACGGCCGCGUCGGGCUCUUCCCCCGGAGCUACGUCCACCCCCUGCACAAGUGACCGUCACCACGAGCUGGUGACCGGGCAGGACCCGGCCCCGUGGUCCCCACUCGUGCCCUCACAUGGCCUGAGUGUCCCUUUGUCCCCAGGAUGGUGCCUGGUCCUUGUGCCAUGUGACACCAGAGCUGUGGCUCCCUG
Prinia subflava (tawny-flanked prinia) is the source of this 871-nucleotide messenger RNA. It is a transcript of the gene GRAP, whose product is annotated as GRB2 related adaptor protein. The coding region runs from base 80 to 733 and encodes 217 amino acids. The record is from RefSeq and is a predicted model, not a curated record. Gene Ontology annotation, cellular component: cytoplasm; COP9 signalosome; plasma membrane. Lineage: Eukaryota; Metazoa; Chordata; Aves; Passeriformes; Cisticolidae. The transcript is spliced from 5 exons. Gene Ontology annotation, biological process: regulation of MAPK cascade; signal transduction. Gene Ontology annotation, molecular function: phosphotyrosine residue binding; epidermal growth factor receptor binding.